AUGCACUCACUUACAACCAGCCUGAUAAAGAUAACACACUCACUUACAACCAGCCUGAUAAAGAAAACACACUCACGACCAAAAACAUACUCACUUACAACCAGCCUGAUAAAGAAAAUGCACUCACUUACAACCAGCCUGAUAAAGAAAACACACUCACUUACAACCAGCCUGAUAAAGAAAAUGCACUCACUUACAACCAGCCUGAUAAAGAAAAAAGACUCACUUACAACCAGCCUGAAAAAGAAAACACACUCACUUACAACCAGCCUGAUAAAGAUAACACACUCACUUACAACCAGCCUGAUAAAGAAAACACACUCACGACCACCUGAAAAAGAAAACACACUCACUUACAACCAGCCUGAUAAAGAAAACACACUCACUUACAACCAGCCUGAAAAAGAAAACACACUCACUUACAACCAGCCUGAUAAAGAAAACACACUCACUUACAACCAGCCUGAGAAAGAAAACACAUUCACUUACAACCAGCCUGAUAAAGAAAACACACUCACUUACAACCAGCCUGAUAUAGAAAAUGCACUCACUUACAACCAGCCUGAUAAAGAAAACACACUCACUUACAACCAGCCUGAUAAAGAAAACACACUCACUUACAACCAGCCUGAUAAAGAUAACGCACUCACUUACAACCAGCCUGAUAAAGAAAACACACUCACGACCAGCCUGAUAAAGAAAACACACUCACUUAUAACCAGCCUGAUUAAUAAAACACUCACUUACAACCAGCCUGAAAAAGAAAACACACUCACUUACAACCAGCCUGAAAAAGAAAACACACUCACUUACAACCACCUGAUAAAGAAAACGCAAUCACUUACAACCAGCCUGAUAAAGAAAACACUCUCACUUACAACCAGCCUGAUAAAGAAAACACACUCACUUACAACCAGGCUGAUAAAGAAAACACACUCACGUACAACCAGCCUGAUAAAGAAAACACACUCACGACCAGCCUGA
Saccostrea echinata is the source of this 984-nucleotide messenger RNA. RefSeq lists its product as uncharacterized. The record is from RefSeq and is a predicted model, not a curated record. The transcript has 4 exons. NCBI's taxonomy places the organism in Eukaryota, Metazoa, Mollusca, Bivalvia, Ostreida, Ostreidae. The coding region runs from base 1 to 984 and encodes 327 amino acids.